Messenger RNA from Coregonus sp. 'balchen', 27906 nucleotides. NCBI's taxonomy places the organism in Eukaryota, Metazoa, Chordata, Actinopteri, Salmoniformes, Salmonidae. The record is from the annotation of a GenBank genome assembly.
AUGGCCGCCUCUCCGACCACCCUGGGGAAGCUACCUGUGGUGCGCUGUCGGCUGCUGCAGCGCUACGAGCACCAGCCCUUUGUCUCGUGCCUGGCCGGCCUCUAUGGCUGUCAAUGGAGACGCUACCAGAGGACCCGCGCCACGCCAGGAGACUGCUGCUGCAGCAAGGUCAGGGAGGUCAGGGGUCAAACAGGGACUGGGGGGAUUGAGUUCCCAAAGUGAGAUCAUUUGAUGUGAAAAGUUGUUUUUGUUUGUUGAAAAUCUGGUCAUUUCACAGGAUUGUUUUACACUCCUGACAGAGACUAUACACACACACACACUACUACUACUACUACUACACUGUACUCUCUCUCUCACACGCACACAUGCAUGCGUGCCCACACACACGUUCUCUUUCUCUCCCUCACUCUGUCAAUAUCUCUUUCUUUCAUGGCUUACAUCAUUUUUACUGUCACAGUUUUACAAUCACUGUUUAGCCAGUAAGGAGCUUUUCCUGCAUUCCUCCCUCUCCUCAGAGUUCAAAGUGCACUCCCUCAAUUGUAUGGAAAGCAUUCUAGGCAAUAAACACAAACAUUCACACGUUUCGAAUUUCCCAGCCCUGUCAAAGAAUAGCACUCUCUUAUGUUUUGUAAGAGCAUUUAAAGGAAAAUUCCACCCCAAAACUAUCUUUUGGUAUAUAUACAGAAAUACAGCCGGUAUGACGCAUUUUGCAUCAUAUGAUGCAAAACGCAACAUCAUAUGAUGAAAAAUGCGUCAUACCGCCUGUAUUUCUAUAUUUUGAAAGUUAUAUAUCUUGAAAACUUGAUUGCUGACAUGGAAAACAUUUUGGGACUAUAGCAACAAUGGGCUAAUGAGAGAAAAAAAAAUAAAAAAUGGGCUAAUGAAACAAAUACCAAAAGAUAGUUUCUGGGUGAAGUUUUCCUUUUAAUGCUGCAAAACAACAACUUGCUGUGUGACAGUCCAUUGAGUAAUGUUAGCCCAGGCUUGAGUUAUUUACCUCAUAUGUCGGGGGCAAACACAAAUAGAAGUGAAAAUGGUUUGGCGAAAGUAGUGGUUCUGGCCGUGAAUCCCUGCCUUGCCACCAAGAUGUUGUGGGUUCAAUCCUCAUCACUGGUAAUUACUUGUUAGUGUACAUUUCCAUGCCUACAGUAUAUGGGUUAUGAAUUUGUUAUGUAGUCACUAUGUGGGACUUAUUGUGUUUCUCUCCCCUGCAGUUGGAGUGUGCCAGCUUUGCGCUCCUCAUCGUGACGUUCUGUCUCACGCUGGUCUUCCUCUACUUCUGGAGUGAAGCUCAGAAUGACUACAAUGAUUUUGACUGGUAGGUCUGACUAUUACAUACAGUGAGGGAAAAAAGUAUUUGAUCCCCUGCUGAUUUUGUACGUUUGCCCAAUGACAAAGAAAUGAUCAGUCUAUAAUUUUAAUGGUAGGUUUAUUUGAACAGUGAGAGACAGAAUAACAACAAAAACAUCCAGAAAAACGCAUGUCAAAAAUGUUAUCAAUUGAUUUACAUUUUAAUGAGGGAAAUAAGUAUUUGACCCCCUCGCAAUCAGAAAGAUUUCUGGCUCCCAGGUGUCUUUUAUACAGACAUUUACAUUUACAUUUACGUCAUUUAGCAGACGCUCUUAUCCAGAGCGACUUACAAAUUGGUGCAUUCACCCUAUAGCCAGUGGGAUAACCACUUUACAAUUGUUAUUUUAUUUUAUUUUAUUUAUUUAUUUAUUUUUUUUGGGGGGGGGGGGGGUAGAAGGAUUACUUUAUCCUAUCCCAGGUAUUCCUUAAAGAGGUGGGGUUUCAAAUGUCUCCGGAAGGUGGUGAGUGACUCCGCUGUCCUGGCGUCAUGAGGGAGCUUGUUCCACCAUUGGGGUGCCAGAGCAGCGAACAGUUUUGACUGGGCUGAGCGGGAACUAUGCUUCCGCAGAGGAAGGGGAGCCAGCAGGCCAGAGGUGGAUGAACGCAAUGCCCUCGUUUGGGUGUAGGGACUGAUCAGAGCCUGAAGGUACGGAGGUGCCGUUCCCCUCACAGCUCCAUAGGCAAGCACCAUGGUCUUGUAACAGAUGCGAGCUUCAACUGGAAGCCAGUGGAGUGUGCGGAGGAGCGGGGUGACGUGAGAGAACUUGGGAAGGUUGAACACCAGACGGGCUGCGGCAUUCUGGAUGAGUUGUAGGGGUUUAAUGGCACAGGCAGGGAGCCCAGCCAACAGCGAGUUGCAGUAAUCCAGAUGGGAGAUGACAAGUGCCUGGAUUAGGACGUGUGCCGCUUCCUGUGUAAGGCAGGGUCGUACUCUCCGAAUGUUGUAGAGCAUGAACCUGCAGGAUCGGGUCACCGCCUUGAUGUUAGCGGAGAACGACAGGGUGUUGUCCAGGGUCACGCCAAGGCUCUUCGCACUCUGGGAGGAGGACACAACGGAGUUGUCAACCGUGAUGGCGAGAUCAUGGAACGGGCAGUCCUUCCCCGGGAGGAAGAGCAGCUCCGUCUUGCCAGGGUUCAGCUUGAGGUGGUGAUCCGUCAUCCAUACUGAUAUGUCUGCCAGACAUGCAGAGAUGCGAUUCGCCACCUGGUUAUCAGAAGGGGGAAAGGAGAAGAUUAGUUGUGUAUCGUCAGCGUAGCAAUGAUAGGAGAGGCCAUGUGAGGAUAUGACAGAGCCAAGUGACUUGGUGUAUAGGGAGAAUAGGAGAGGGCCUAGAACUGAGCCCUGGGGGACACCAGUGGUGAGAGCACGUGGUGCGGAGACAGCUUCUCGCCACGCCACUUGGUAGGAGCGACCGGUCAGGUAGGACGCAAUCCAGGAGUGAGCCGCGCCGGAGAGGGUGGAGAGGAGGAUCUGAUGGUUCACAGUAUCAAAGGCAGCAGACAGGUCUAGAAGGACAAGAGCAGAGGAGAGAGAGUUAGCUUUAGCAGUGCGGAGAGCCUCCGUGACACAGAGAAGAGCAGUCUCAGUUGAAUGACCAGUCCUGAAACCUGACUGGUUUGGAUCAAGAAGGUCAUUCUGAGAGAGAUAGCAAGAGAGUUGGCUAAAGACGGCACGCUCAAUAGUUUUGGAAAGAAAAGAAAGAAGGGAUACUGGUCUGUAGUUGUUGACAUCAGUGGGAUCGAGUGUUGGUUUUUUGAGAAGGGGUGCAACUCUCGCUCUCUUGAAGACGGAAGGGACAUAGCCAGCGGUCAAGGAUGAGUUGAUCAGCGAGGUGAGGUAGGGGAGAAGGUCACCGGAGAUGGUCUGGAGAAGAGAGGAGGGGAUGGGGUCAAGCGGGCAGGUUGUUGGGCGGCCUGCAGUCACAAGUCGCAAUAUUUUAUCUGGAGAGAGAGGGGAGAAAGAAGUCAAAGCAUAGGGUAGGGCAGUGUGAGCAGGACCAGCAGUGUCAUUAGACUUAACAAACGAUGAUCGGAUGUCGUCAACCUUCUUUUCAAAGUGGUUGACAAAGUCAUCCACAGAGAGGGAGGAGGGGGGGGGGGGGGGGGGUGGGGGGGAGGAUUCAGCAGUGAGGAGAAUGUGGCAAAGAGCUUCCUAGGGUUAGAGGCAGAUGCUUGGAAUUUAGAGUGGUAGAAAGUGGCCUUAGCAGCAGACACAGAUGAAGAAAAUGUAGAGAGGAGGGAGUGAAAAGAUGCCAGGUCGGCAGGGAGUUUAGUUUUCUUCCAUUUCCGCUCAGCUGCCCGGAGCUCUGUUCUGUGAGCUCGCAAUGAGUCAUCAAGCCACGGAGCUGGAGGGGAGGACCGAGCCGGCCGGGAGGAUAGGGGACACAGGGAGUCAAAGGAUGCAGAAAGGGAGGAGAGGAGGGUUGAGGAGGCAGAAUCAGGAGAUUGGAGGGAGAAGGAUUGAGCAGAGGGAAGAGAUGAUAGGAUGGAAGAGGAGAGAGUAGUGGGAGAGAGAGAGCGAAGGUUGCGGCGGCGCAUUACCAUCUGUGUAGGGGCAGAGUGAGUAGUGUUGGAGGAGAGCGAGAGAGAAAAGGAUACAAAGUAGUGGUCGGAGACAUGGAGGGGAGUUGCAGUGAGAUUAGUAGAAGAGCAGCAUCUAGUAAAGAUGAGGUCAAGCGUAUUGCCUGCCUUGUGAGUAGGGGGGGACGGUGAGAGGGUGAGGUCAAAAGAGGAGAGGAGUGGAAAGAAGGAGGCAGAGAGAAAUGAGUCAAAUGUAGACGUAGGGAGGUUGAAAUCCCCCAAAACUGUGAGGGGUGAGCCAUCCUCAGGAAAGGAACUUAUCAAGGCGUCAAGCUCAUUGAUGAACUCUCCAAGGGAACCUGGAGGGCGAUAGAUGACAAGGAUAUUAAGCUUAAAUGGGCUAGUGACUGUGACAGCAUGGAAUUCAAAUGAGGAGAUAGACAGAUGGGUUAGGGGAAAAAUUGAGAAUGACCACUUGGGAGAGAUGAGGAUUCCUGUGCCACCACCUCUCUGACCAGAUGCUCUCGGGGUAUGCGAGAACACAUGGUCAGACGAGGAGAGAGCAGUAGGAGUAGCAGUGUUUUCAGUGGUAAUCCAUGUUUCCGUCAGCGCCAGGAAGUCGAGGGACUGGAGGGUAGCAUAGGCUGGGAUGAAGUCAGCCUUGUUGGCAGCAGAACGGCAGUUCCAGAGGCUGCCUGAGACCUGGAACUCCAGGUGUGUGGUGCGUGCAGGGACCACCAGGUUAGAGAGGCAGCAGCCACGCGGUGUGAGGCGUUUGUGUAGCCUGUGCGGAGAGGAGAGAACAGGGAUAGGCAGAGGCAUAGUUGACAGGCUGUAGCAGAUGGCUACAAUAAUGCAGAGGAGAUCGGAAUGAAAUGAACUAAACAUCUGGGAAAGGAGAGAGCAGGGCCUCCCUCACCAAAAAACUCCCAAAUAUAACUCUCCCAACUUCCACCUCAGAAACUAUAAUUGUUUCACUGAACCACCCGAAUAAAACUCUCCCAACUUCCACUUUAGAAAUUAGAAUUGUUGUAAACUACAGCGGUUCAAUGUUUCAAGGAAUAGACUCAACUUACUUUAUUCAGCUAGCUAACUAUGACGCCAUAGCUAACUAGCAUGCUAGCAUCCAAUAACACACAGUUUAGCACCAAUACUUGGUUACAACAAACUACCAAUAGUGUGUUAACACACUAAACAGAUAAUUCGUGUCCGUGUCUAGUUCCUUUCAUAACGCAGCAAUAAUUAAACGUUGGCUAGCUAGCACAAAGAUAUUGUAUUUAGCUGCUACAGUACAGCUAGCUGGUAGUGUUGGCUAGCUAGCAAUGGCUGCUGUGUUAACUUAGUUUGAAAAACGGCGUCGCUGCGAACGAAUGUAGCUGGCUAAAAGGAUAUUGUAUUUAGUUGCUACCGUUGCUAAUAGCUACUCGCCAGCUAGUCCAGGAGGUGAGUUAGCUAGCUAGCUUCGUGCUACACCCGGCACCGCCGAAUACAAUCCUAACCUACAAUAACUACAUACAACAACUACCCACGACACACUCUUAAAGGGAGUGCUCCUAAUCUCAGUUUGUUACCUGUAUAAAAGACACCUGUCCACAGAAGCAAUCAAUCAAUCAGAUUCCAAACUCUCCACCAUGGCCAAGACCAAAGAGCUCUCCAAGGAUGUCAGGGACAAGAUUGUAGACCUACACAAGGCUGGAAUGGGCUACAAGACCAUCGCCAAGCAGCUUGGUGAGAAGGUGACAACAGUUGGUGCGAUUAUUCGCAAAUGGAAGAAACACAAAACACUGUCAAUCUCCCUCGGCCUUGGGCUCCAUGCAAAAUCUCACCUCGUGGAGUUGCAAUGAUCAUGAGAACGGUGAGGAAUCAGCCCAGAACUACACGGGAGGAUCUUGUCAAUGAUCUCAAGGCAGCUGAGACCAUAGUCACCAAGAAAACAAUUGGUAACACACUACGCCGUGAAGGACUGAAAUCCUGCAGCGCCCGCAAGGUCCCCCUGCUCAAGAAAGCACAUAUACAGGCCAAUCUGAAGUUUCCAAUGAACAUCUGAAUGAUUCAGAGGAGAACUGGGUGAAAGUGUUGUGGUCAGAUGAGACCAAAAUCGAGCUCUUUGGCAUCAACUCAACUCGCCGUUUUUGGAGGAGGAGGAAUGCUGCCUAUGACCCCAAGAACAUCAUCCCCACCGUCAAACAUGGAGGUGGAAACAUUAUGCUUUGGAGGUGUUUUUCUGCUAAGGGGACAGGACAACUUCACCGCAUCAAAGGGACGAUGGACGGGGCCAUGUACCGUCAAAUCUUGGGUGAGAACCUCCUUCCCUCAGCCAGGGCAUUGAAAAUGGGUCGUGGAUGGGUAUUCCAGCAUGACAAUGACCCAAAACACACGGCCAAGGCAACAAAGGAGUGGCUCAAGAAGAAGCACAUUAAGGUCCUGGAGUGGCCUAGCCAGUCUCCAGACCUUAAUCACAUAGAAAAUCUGUGGAGGGAGCUGAAGGUUCGAGUUCCCAAACUUCAGCCUCGAAACCUUAAUGACUUGGAGAAGAUCUGCAAAGAGGAGUGGGACAAAAUCCCUCCUGAGAUGGAUGCAAACCUGGUGGCCAACUACAAGAAACGUCUGACCUCUGUGAUUGCCAACAAGGGUUUUGCCACCAAGUACUAAAUCAUGUUUUGCAGAGGGGUCAAAUACUUAUUUCCCUCAUUAAAAUGCAAAUCAAUUGAUAACAUUUUUGACAUGCGUUUUUCUGGAUUUUGUUGUUGUUAUUCUGUCUCUGACUGUUCAAAUAAACCUACCAUUAAAAUUAUAGACUGAUCCUGUAUUUGUCAGUGGGCAAACGUACAAAAUCAACAGGGGAUCAAAUACUUUUUUCCCUCACUGUAUCCACAAUGUAAUGUAAACACACAUCUAAGUAUGAACAAGCAUGCAAAUAUAUAAGGACUCACACACGUGCAAGGCCAGACCACAGCUCUGUGGCAGGUAGCAGCAGGAGUAUCUCAUUGAGAUUCAGGUGUGUUCCUGUCAGGAGAAUCUCCUGCAUCACAUUAACAACAUUACCUCCUACUGAAUAGCCACACCUAUUGUCUCUCUGGUGCUCACUCUGGAACUCCUUCUCUCUCACUAGCCUUGUUUAUACCUGGUGUGUGUCCUGAUCUUGUCCACAUUCAAAUUGUGCUCACAUUUUCAGACAUGCGUCUACACUAGGGCUGUGGCAGUCAUGAAAUUUUGUCAGCCGGUUAUUGUUAUGCAAAUGAGUGCCGGUCUCACGGUAAUUGUCCUUUAUUUAAUAUAAACAUGUUUAGUAUCUCCAGGCCUCCACGCAAACAAGCCUCUGAUGCACGCCUUAGGGACAUCUAUAUUUAAAAAAAGUAUAAUAAAUCAAUUUAAUAUACAUGAUCACAAUAAAUCCAUUAUUUAUUUUAGACAGGAAUAAAGAAAUAUGAUAUGAAGAAAAUGUAUUUCAGAAGAAGCGAAUGAGUCGGCCUACUGUAUGUUAUCUGGCUAUGCGCCGUGCCAUAGGCUGUAGGCUAGUUCAUUUAGCUGACAAGAUAUGCUUAUAAGUCCCGUGACACUAUUUUAUAUUCAAUGAUUUUUUAAAAUAUGUUUGAGAACAAGUUCUCAUUUACAACUGCGACCUGGCCAAGAUAAAGCAAAAGCAGUGUGAUAAAAACAACACAGAGUUACACAUGGGAUAAACAAAACAUACAGUCAAUAACACAAUAUAAAAUCUAUAUACAGUGUGUGCAAAUGUAGUAAGUUAUGGAGGUAAGGCAAUAAAUAGGCCAUAGUGCAAAAUAAUUACAAUGUAGUAUUAACACUGGAGUGAUAGAGAUACUGGGGUGCAAAUUAGCAAAAUAAAUAACAAUAUGGGGAGGAUGAGGUAAUUGGGUGGGCUCAAUUACAGAUGGGCUGUGUACAGGUGCAGUGAUCGGUAAGUUGCUCUGACAACUGAUGCUUAAAGUUAGUGAGGGAGAUAAGAGUCUCCAGCUUCAGAGAUUUUUGCAGUUCGUUCCAGUCAUUAGCAGCAGAGAACUGGAAGGAAUGGCGGCCAAAGGAGGUGUUGGCUUUGGGGAUGACCAGUGAGAUAUACCUGCUGGAGCGCAUACUACGGGUGGGUGUUGCUAUGGUGACCAAUGAGCUAAGAUAAGGCGGGGAUUUGCCUAGCAGAGAUUUAUAGAUGGCCUGGAGCCAGUGGGUUUGGCGACGAAUAUGUAGUGAGGGCCAGCCAACGAGAGCGUACAGGUCACAAUGGUGGGUAGUAUAUGGGUCUUUGGUGAUAGACUAUAUCCAAUUUGCUGAGUAGAGUGUUGGAGGCUAUUUUGUAAAUGACAUCGCCGAAGUCAAGGAUCGGUAGGAUAGUCAGUUUUACGAGGGCAUGUUUGGCAGCAUGAGUGAAGGAGGUUUUGUUGCGAAAUAGGAAGCCGAUUCUAGAUUUCACUUUGGAUUGGAGAUGCUUAAUGUGAGUCUGGAAGGAGAGUUUACGGUCUAACCAGACACUUAGGUAUUUGUAGUUGUCCACAUAUUCUAAGUCAGACCUGCCAAGAGUAGUGAUUCUAGUCGGGCGGGCGGGUGCAAGCAGCGUUCGAUUGAAGAGCAUGCAUUUAGUUUUACUAGCGUUUAAGAGCAGUUGGAGGCUACGGAAGGAUUGUGGAAAUGUCUGGGCUUAUUAGAACACUUCUUUCUUUUCACACAUCAACCACUGUUUGAGGAGCAUGCAGGCUCUCGCUGUGCGACAGUUGAUAUUCCACCCAAACUCUGUAUGCCAUGGGCUCUCCAACCAUGUUCCUACAGCUACCCAGUGCUUAAUUUGGGAGAAAACCAAGUGAAAUAUGUUCAGGAACAUCGAUAUUAACAUGUUUUCACAACGAAACAUAUUUAAUUAAACUGUUGACAGCCCCCAUCUCUGCACGCUUCAGAAAUAAAUAAGGAGAGAGAGGAGGAGAUAUUCUGUAGCUAAAGGUAAUGUCAGCAUAUUAAUUAUGAAAAUAUAAAAAAUUCCCUAUUACUAGGCUAUUCAAAAUCAAAUACAAAUUCACUAUAAUUGUAGGCUAACUCUGGAAGCUGCACUGCACAAUCAAUGAACCAACAGCAUUGCCUAGGCCUAUAUGUUCUCUCCCAGACUCAUGGAUAAAAAGUUUGGAGCAUAGCACAAGUUAACAAGUCCAUCCAGUAUGCAUAAUAAUGCAGUCCACACUCAAAGGCAAUUACUAGAAUUUGUUUAGUUUUGGAGUAUAGGCUACACCAAUUAUAUACCAAAGACAUCUUAAAUCUACAGUGGGGGAAAAAAGUAUUUAGUCAGCCACCAAUUGUGCAAGUUCUCCCACUUAAAAAGAUGAGAGAGGCCUGUAAUUUUCAUCAUAGGUACACGUCAACUAUGACAGACAAAUUGAGAAAAUAAAAUCCAGAAAAUCACAUUGUAGGAUUUUUAAUGAAUUUAUUUGCAAAUUAUGGUGGAAAAUAAGUAUUUGGUCACCUACAAACAAGCAAGAUUUCUGGCUCUCACAGACCUGUAACUUCUUCUUUAAGAGGCUCCUCUGUCCUCCACUCGUUACCUGUAUUAAUGGCACCUGUUUGAACUUGUUAUCAGUAUAAAAGACACCUGUCCACAACCUCAAACAGUCACACUCCAAACUCAACUAUGGCCAAGACCAAAGAGCUGUCAAAGGACACCAGAAACAAAAUUGUAGACCUGCACCAGGCUGAGAAGACUGAAUCUGCAAUAGGUAUGUUUGGGGCAAAUCCAAUACAACACAUUACUGAGUACCACCCUCUAUAUUUUCAAGCGUAGUGGUGGCUGCAUCAUGUUAUGUGUAUGCUUGUAAUCGUUAAGGACUAGGGAGUUUUUUUUUAGGAUAAAAAUAAAUGGAAGGCAAAAUCCUAGGGGAAAAUCUGGUUCAGUCUGCUUUCCACCAGACACUGGGAGAUUAAUUCACCUUUCAGCAGGACAUUAACCUAAAAUACAAGGCCAAAUCAACACUGGAGUUGCUUACCAAGAAGACAGUGAAAGUUCCUGAGUGACCAAGUUACAGUUUUGACUUAAAUCUACUUGAAAAUCUAUGGCAAGACCUGAAAAUGAUUGUCUAGCAAUGACCAACAACCAAUUUGACAGAGCUUGAAGACUUUUUAAAAUAAUGGGCAAAUGUUGCACAAUCCAGGUGUGGAAAGCUCUUAGAGACUUACCCAGAAAGACUCACAGCUGUAAUCGCUGCCAAAGGUGCUUCUACAAAGUAUUGACUCAGGGGUGUGAAUACUUACGUAAAUUAUAUAUUUCUGUAUUUCAUUUUCAUUAAAUGUGCAAAAAUGUCUAAAAACAUGUUUUCACUUUGACAUUAUGGGGUAUUGUGUGUGUGUGUGUGUGUAGAUGUGUGUAGAUUUUUUAAAAUGUUUAAUCCAUUUUGAAUUCAGGCUGUAACACAACAAAAUGUGGAAUAAGUCAAGGGGUAUGAAUACUUUCUGAAGGCACUGUAUAGGCGUAUGCAUAAGCUCUAAAAUGUGUAUGAGUGAUCUACAUGCAACGUCUUAAAUGCUUUGAAUUAAUCAUCACCUUAGGAAGCGCUGUCCAUUUCGUUGUUAGGCUUUGAAACAACAUCCACAGUGACCAUGUUUUCCACUCAGUUUCAACCUGUUGUUGAACUUCUUUCUUCAAAUUGAUAAUCACAGUGAGGUCAAAAAAUGUAGCCUAACAGUGAAUUUUAAAAGCAUGAUACUGUUGAUAAGUGUUUUAAUAUGAUUUUCGAUUACAUUUGCAUUGAUGUCAGAGUGUUUAGAGGGACAAUAGAGCACUGAGUACCACGCACACACACCCUCUCUCUCAACUCUCAUCGCCAUCCUCUCUCUCUCUCUUCCGCUUUUCUCUCUCUUUCUCCAGGUUUAACUUUGGGAACCUGGGUUUCUGGUUCCCCUGGUCUGUGGUGUUGCUGGCCAUUGCUGCUGCCUUCUUCAGCUACAUCACUCUGCUGCUGGUGAGGGGUGUGUGUGUGUGUGUGUGUGUGUGUGUGUGUGUAUGUGUGUGUGUUUGUUUGUUUGUUUGUGGGGCUCCACUAGGGGGGUUGGAGGGUAUGCAGAAAUCAGUCACAGAUCAAUCUGGGGAUCCCCUCAGGGAUACAGUGGGGGAAAAAAGUAUUUAGUCAGCCACCAAUUGUGCAAGUUCUCCCACUUAAAAAGAUGAGAGAGGCCUGUAAUUUUCAUCAUAGGUACACGUCAACUAUGACAGACAAAUUGAGGAAAAAAAAUCCAGAAAAUCACAUUGUAGGAUUUUUUAUGAAUUUAUUUGCAAAUUAUGGUGGAAAAUAAGUAUUUGGUCACCUACAAACAAGCAAGAUUUCUGGCUCUCACAGACCUGUAACUUCUUCUUUAAGAGGCUCCUCUGUCCUCCACUCGUUACCUGUAUUAAUGGCACCUGUUUGAACUUGUUAUCAGUAUAAAAGACACCUGUCCACAACCUCAAACAGUCACACUCCAAACUCCACUAUGGCCAAGACCAAAGAGCUGUCAAAGGACACCAGAAACAAAAUUGUAGACCUGCACCAGGCUGGGAAGACUGAAUCUGCAAUAGGUAAGCAGCUUGGUUUGAAGAAAUCAACUGUGGGAGCAAUUAUUAGGAAAUGGAAGACAUACAAGACCACUGAUAAUCUCCCUCGAUCUGGGGCUCCACGCAAGAUCUCACCCCGUGGGGUCAAAAUGAUCACAAGAACGGUGAGCAAAAAUCCCAGAACCACACGGGGGGACCUAGUGAAUGACCUGCAGAGAGACGGGACCAAAGUAACAAAGCCUACCAUCAGUAACACACUACGCCGCCAGGGACUCAAAUCCUGCAGUGCCAGACGUGUCCCCCUGCUUAAGCCAGUACAUGUCCAGGCCCGUCUGAAGUUUGCUAGAGUGCAUUUGGAUGAUCCAGAAGAGGAUUGGGAGAAUGUCAGAUGAAACCAAAAUAGAACUUUUUGGUAAAAACUCAACUCGUCGUGUUUGGAGGACAAAGAAUGCUGAGUUGCAUCCAAAGAACACCAUACCUACUGUGAAGCAUGGGGGUGGAAACAUCAUGCUUUGGGGCUGUUUUUCUGCAAAGGGACCAGGACGACUGAUCCGUGUAAAGGAAAGAAUGAAUGGGGCCAUGUAUCGUGAGAUUUUGAGUGAAAACCUCCUUCCAUCAGCAAGGGCAUUGAAGAUGAAACGUGGCUGGGUCUUUCAGCAUGACAAUGAUCCCAAACACACCGCCCGGGCAACGAAGGAGUGGCUUCGUAAGAAGCAUUUCAAGGUCCUGGAGUGGCCUAGCCAGUCUCCAGAUCUCAACCCCAUAGAAAAUAUUUGGAGGGAGUUGAAAGUCUGUGUUGCCCAGCGACAGCCCCAAAACAUCACUGCUCUAGAGGAGAUCUGCAUGGAGGAAUGGGCCAAAAUACCAGCAACGGUGUGUGAAGACCUUGUGAAGACUUACAGAAAAUGUUUGACCUGUGUCAUUGCCAACAAAGGGUAUAUAACAAAGUAUUGAGAAACUUUUGUUAUUGACCAAAUACUUAUUUUCCACCAUAAUUUGCAAAUAAAUUCAUUAAAAAUCCUACAAUGUGAUUUUCUGGAUUUUCUUUUCUCAUUUUGUCUGUCAUAGUUGACGUGAACCUAUGAUGAAAAUUACAGGCCUCUCUCAUCUUUUUAAGUGGGAGAACUUGCACAAUUGGUGGCUGACUAAAUACUUUUUUUCCCCACUGUAUACUGUACUGAACCAGAGCUAUACUGUACUAUACUGAACCAGAGCUAUACUGUACUAUACUGAACCAGAGCUAUACUGUACUAGACUGAACCAGAGCUAUACUGUACUAGACUGUACCAGGGCUAUACUGUACUAGACUGUACCAGCGCUAUACUGUACUAGACUGUACCAGGGAUAUACUGUACCAGUGCUGUACUAUACUGUACCAGGGCUAUACUAUACUGUACCAGGGAUAUACUGUACUAUACUGUACUUAGCUCUCUGAUGAUCUGUCUGAUAUGAGGUGUGUGUGUGUGUGUUUUAAUUUGUAGCUGUUGGCUGUGUGUCUGCUGUCAGAGGGACAGAAGCUGUACCUACACUGGGGCCACAAGGUAACGUCCGUACGUCUUCCCCUGUCCAAUUUCAACUUCCUCUGCCUACUUCUCUAUCUCCUCGUGUGUCCUAUCCGCCUCCCUGUCUCUCCUAGACAUCCUCUUUGCUCUUAUAUGCGUUAUAAUCAUCCCAUCCAUUUUUCCAUGUCUAGAUUAAAUUAAUAACUUUAGCAAGACGAAAUUGCUGAUUGCCUGGUAGAAGAAAAGACUGAAGAAAUGCUGAAUGCUGCAGAUUUAUGGAUAGAUCCUGAAAAAAUUAAGUGAAAAUUAAUUGUGCUCAGUGCAACAUUAAGUGCUCAUUAGUGUGAAAUGGGUAAGGUGCCAAUGGUUGUCUGUUGUCCUAACUGUACUGCUUCUCCGGAUGUGUUGCCAGAUUGGGGUCCUGGUGAGUCUAGCCUUCUCCAUUCUGGCCACAGCAGUGCUGUCUGACCUAUGGAGCAAAGAGUGGACCACUCUUCUCCUCUCUUUCCAGGUGGGGCUUCCCUUCUUUCCUUCUUUCUUCUAUAAAGUCAUCCCUCUCUCUUUAUUCUCUGUCAUUACCUCACCUCCUGCAAUUUGUUUUUAAUAGGUGACAGCGCCAUAUUUACACGUGGGAGGAGUCUUGCUGAUGACACUCCUGUCCUGGCCAAUAGCCUUGCAUUUUUUCCACAUCAAUAGGAAAGGUGAGACGUGAUUGAGUAGGUGGGGCUUGUUUGAGCAGCUCUAUAUAUAAUAUGCUAAUUACAGAGUAGAAUAAGGCAAAUACUGACGUCAAAACUAGGGCAAGGAAGGAAACUUCACAGAGGUUUUCUAUUUCAACAAUGAACAUAUCUGAACAAUGAACAUAGGGCGGCGCACAAUUGGCCCAGCGUCGUCCGGGUUUGGCCGGUGUAGGCCGUCAUUGUAAAUAAGAAUUUGUUCUUAACUGACUUGCCAAGUUAAAUAAAGGUAAAAUAAAAAAAUAAAAAAUGUGUGAAACUUCAGGGAGGUUUUCUAUCUCAAUAGUGACGUCUCUGCAUAUAGUCAAGAAUACAUCUGUAGAUAUUCAUGUUUUUUUCUGUUUAAUUAGAAUUAUUUGUUUUACUUAACAUUUAUAUUCUGGUGUAAUUUCUUUAGUCUUGAGGAAAUUCCCAGCAGAUUCCAUAUAUCAACCACAAAUAAAUAACUGUAUCCCUUAGUAAACUGUGUGUCUGUGUGUUCCAGUUGGGCGGGCGCUCAUCAUGGGGCUGUACCUGGCGGUGCUGUGUGCCCUCUACCUGGUUCCCCUGGGCAUAUACUCGCCCUGCCUUAAAGAAGAGGGCACUCUGGGCCCCGCACCAGCCCUCAUCGGGCACAGAGGGGCACCCAUGGUGGGUAGGCCUCAUCAGCAACGCCAUUAAUGCCAACCCAUUCUUAUCCUUAGCUACAAACCCAUUCUCAUCAACACUAACCCAUUCUCUCUCAACUCUUUUCAAUACUGACUGCAGGUAGCCUAGUGGUUAGAGUGUUGGUCCAGUAACCGAAAGGUCGCUGGUUUGAAUACCCAAACCGACAAGGUGAAAAAUGUGACGAUUUGCACUUGAGCAAGGCCGUACUACUAAGGCUAACCCUGUAAACAACAUGUGACAUUGUAGUAGUAGUAGAAGAAGUGUGGUAGUUUGAUAAUUUAUUACCGUUGCCAGUAUUAGUAAAACGUUUUGGGCUGUGUUAUUAGCUAUCGUGAGAUGCGCUAGUUUGCUGAACUGAUGUUUGUAUUUAUAAUCUGUACCAGUAGUACCUCUGUUUAGGGUAACUGUAUGUUCAAAUCAUUUGUAUGUGUGUUAUACCCCAGCUUGCGCCAGAGAACACUCUCAUGUCCUUUGAGAAGGCGGUGGAGGCUGGAGGGCAAGGUCUAGAGACUGACGUCACCAUCAGGUCAGUGGUGGUUGUACACCCUCCUCACACCUGAAUGCUCCGUGUCCAUCUAGUUUGGGGAUAAUCGCCUUUUUCUUGAGCGGAUGGCCAGGGGCUGGAACAUACAGUGCCUUCAGAAAGUAUUCACACCCUUUUGACUUUUUUCACAUUUGGUUGUAUGACAGCCUGAAUUUAAAAUGGAUUAAAUUGAGAUUUUGUGUCACUAGCCUACACACUAGCCCAUAAUGUCAAAGUGGAACUAUGUUAGUUAAAAAUGAAAAGCAUAAAUGCCUCGAGUCGAUAAGUAUUCAACCCUUUUGUUACGGUAAGCUUAUAUAAGUUCAGGAGUAAAACAUUUGCUUAACAAGUCACAUAAUAAAUUGAAUCGACUCACUUUGUGUGCAACAAUAGUGUUUAACGUGAUUUUUGAAUCACAAUGAGGCAAAUUGUGACUUUAAAACAGUUACAUAGUUUAAUGGCUGUAAUAGGAGAAAACUGAGGAUGGAUCAACAACAUUGUAGUUACUCCACAAUACUAACCUAAAUGACAGAGUGAAAAGCAGAACGCCUGUACAGAAUAAAAGUAUUCCAAAAUAUGCAUCCUGUUUGCAAUAAGGCACUAAAGUAAUACUGAAAAUAAUGUGGUAAAGAAAUAAACUAUGUCCUGAAUACAAAGCAUUAUGUUUGGGGCAAAUCCAACACAAAACAUUACUGAGUAUCACUCUUCAUAUUUUCAAGCAUGGUGGUGGCUGCAUCAUGUUUUGAGUAUGCUUGUCAUCGGCAAGGAGUAGGGAGUCUUUUUGGAUGAAAAGAAAAGGAAUAGAGCACAGGCAAAGUCCUAGAGGAAAACCUGGUUCAGUCUGCUUUCCAACAGACACUGGGAGACAAAUUCACCUUUCAGCAGGACAAUAACCUAAAACACAAGGCCAAAUAUACACUGGAGUUGUUUACCAUGAUGACAGUUUUGACUUAAAUCGGUUUGAAAAUCUAUGGCAAGACCUAAAAAUGUCUGUCUUGCAAUGAUCAAGGGGGUUGAAUACUUACGUAAUCAAUAUAUAUUAUUGUUUUAUUUUUAUAUUUAUUUUUACAAAUGUUACUGUUUCUUCUACUUUGACAUUACAGAGUAUUUUGUGUAGAUCGUUGACAAAAAAUGACAAUUUAAAUACAUUUGAAUCCCACCUUGUGUGAAUACUUUCUAAAGGAGCUGUAAUUACAAAUAAUUUGUAGACUACAAAUUGACCACAAGAAGCCCAAACAGAUAUAAUAUUUGACUAAAACAUAACCAUUUCAAACCUUGCUUGCAUUUGUAUAUGGUCACAUAUCUCUCUAUUAUGCAUGGGAAUACUUUGGAGCAGAUUUCUUUAAUUAAAAUCACUUGGAGCUGAUUUGCUGGUGUAUUUACAGUCUUUUACGUCCAAAAAAGAAGUUGCCUAUAUACACUACCGUUCAAAGUUUGGGGUCACUUAGAAAUGUCCUUGUUUUCAAAAGAAAAGCAAUUUUUUUGUCCAUUAAAAUAACAUCAAAUUGAUCAGAAAUACAGUGUAGACAUUGUUAAUGUUGUAAAUGGCUAUUGUAGCUGGAAACCGCUGAUUUUUUAAAUGGAAUAUCUACAUAGGCAUACAGAGGCCCAUUAUCAGCAACCAUCAGUCCUGUGUUCCAAUGGCACGUUGUGUUUGCUAAUCCAAGUUUAUCAUUUUAAAAGGCUAAUUGAUCAUUAGAAAACCCUUUUGCAAAUAUGUUAGCACAGCUGAAAACUGUUGUGGUGAUUAAAGAAGCAAUAAAACUGGCCUUCUUGAGUCUAGUUGAGUAUCUGGAGCAUCAGCAAUUGUGGGUUUGAUUACAGGCUCAAAAUGGCCAUAAACAAAACACUUUCUUCUGAAACUCGUCAGUCUAUUCUUGUUCUGAGAAAUGAAGGCUAAUCCAUGCGAGAAAUUGCCAAGAAACUGAAGAUCUCGUACAGCGCUGUGUACUACUCCCUUCUGGUUAGAGCCAGUUUGCGCUGUUCUGUGAAGGGAGUAGUACACAGCGUUGUACGAGAUCUUCAGUUUCUUGGCAAUUUCUCGCAUGGAAUAGCCUUCAUUUCUCAGAACAAGAAUAGACUGACGAGUUUCAGAAGAAAGUUUUUUGUUUCUGGCCAUUUUGAGCCUGUAAUCAAACCUACAAUUGCUGAUGCUCCAGAUACUCAACUAGUCUCAAGAAGGCCAGUUUUAAGCUGUGCUAACAUAAUUGCAAAAGGGUUUUCUAAUGAUCAAUUAGCCUUUUAAAAUGAUAAACUUGGAUUAGCAAACACAACGUGCCAUUGGAACACAGGACUGAUGGUUGCUGAUAAUGGGCCUCUGUACGCCUACGUAGAUAUUCCAUUGAAAAUCAGCCGUUUCCAGCUACAAUAGCCAUUUACAACAUUAACAAUGUCUACACUGUAUUUCUGAUCAAUUUGCUGUUAUUUUAAUGGACAAAAAAAUUGCUUUUCUUUCGAAAACAAGGACAUUUCUAAGUGACCCCAAACUUUUGGUAGUAUAUAUAUAUAUAUAUAUAUAUAUAUAUUAUGGGGGAAAAAAGUAUUUAGUCAGCCACCAAUUGUGCAAGUUCUCCCACUUAAAAAGAUGAUAGAGGCCUGUAAUUUUCAUCAUAGGUACACGUCAACUAUGACAGACAAAAUGAGAGAAAAAAAUCCAGAAAAUCACAUUGUAGGAUUUUUAAUGAAUUUAUUUGCAAAUUAUGGUGGAAAAUAAGUAUUUGGUCAAUAACAAAAGUUUCUCAAUACUUUGUUAUAUACCCUUUGUUGGCAAUGACACAGGUCAAACGUUUUCUGUAAGUCUUCACAAGGUUUUCACACACUGUUGCUGGUAUUUUGGCCCAUUCCUCCAUGCAGAUCUCCUCUAGAGCAGUGAUGUUUUGGGGCUGUCGCUGGGCAACACGGACUUUCAACUCCCUCCAAAGAUUUUCUAUGGGGUUGAGAUCUGGAGACUGGCUAGGCCACUCCAGGACUUUGAAAUGCUUCUUACGAAGCCACUCCUUCGUUGCCCGGGCGGUGUGUUUGGGAUCAUUGUCAUGCUGAAAGACCCAGCCACGUUUGAUCUUCAAUGCCCUUGCUGAUGGAAGGAGGUUUUCACUCAAAAUCUCACGAUACAUGGCCCCAUUCAUUCUUUACUUUACACGGAUCAGUCGUCCUGGUCCCUUUACAGAAAAACAGCUCCAAAGCAUGAUGUUUCCACCUCCAUGCUUCACAGUAGGUAUGGUGUUCUUUGGAUGCAACUCAGCAUUCUUUGUCCUCCAAACACGACGAGUUGAGUUUUUACCAAAAAGUUAUAUUUUGGUUUCAUCUGACCAUAUGACAUUCUCCCAAUCCUCUUCUGGAUCAUCCAAAUGCACUCUAGCAAAUUUCAGAUAGGCCUGGACAUGUACUGGCUUAAGCAGGAGGACACGUCUGGUACUGCAGGAUUUGAGUCCCUGGCGGCGUAGUGUGUUACUGAUGGUAGGCUUUGUUACUUUGGUCUCAGCUCUCUGCAGGUCAUUCACUAGGUCCCCCCGUGUGGUUCUGGGAUUUUUGCUCACCAUUCUUGUGAUCAUUUUGACCCCACGGGGUGAGAUCUUGCGUGGAGCCCCAGAUCGAGGGAGAUUAUCAGUGGUCUUGUAUGUCUUCCAUUUCCUAAUAAUUGCUCCCACAGUUGAUUUCUUCAAACCAAGCUGCUUAUCUAUUGCAGAUUCAGUCUUCCCAGCCUGGUGCAGGUCUACAAUUUUGUUUCUGGUGUCCUUUGACAGCUCUUUGGUCUUGGCCAUAGUGGAGUUUGGAGUGUGACUGUUUGAGGUUGUGGACAGGUGUCUUUUAUACUGAUAACAAGUUCAAACAGGUGCCAUUAAUACAGGUAACGAGUGGAGGACAGAGGAGCCUCUUAAAGAAGAAGUUACAGGUCUAUGAGAGCCAGAAAUCUUGCUUGUUUGUAGGUGACCAAAUACUUAUUUUCCACCAUAAUUUGCAAAUAAAUAAAUAAAAAAUCCUACAAUGUGAUUUUCUGGAUUUUUUUUCUUCUCAAUUUGUCUGUCAUAGUUGACGUGUACCUAUGAUGAAAAUUACAGGCCUCUCAUCUUUUUAAGUGGGAGAACUUGCACAAUUGGUGGCUGACUAAAUACUUUUUUUCCCCACUGUACGUACGUACAUACAUACAUACAAAUACAGUCAAAAGUUUGGACACCUACUCAUUCAAGGGUUUUUCUUUAUUUGUACUAUUUUCUACAUUGUAGAAUAAUAGUGAAGACAUCAAAACUAUGAAAUAACACAUAUGGAAUCAUGUAGUAACCCAAAAAGUGUUAAACAAAUCAAAAUACGUUUUUGAUUUUAGAUUCUUCAAAGUAGACACCCUUUGCCUUGAUGACAGCUUUGCACACUCUUGGUAUUCUCUCAAUCAGCUUCAUGAGGUAGUCAUGAGCUAGUGCCUUCGGAAAGUAGUCAGACCCAUUUACUUUUUCCACAUUUUGUUACAUUACAGCCUUAUUCUAAAAUUGAUUACAUCGUUUUUUUCACUCAUCAAUCUACACACAAUACCCCAUAAUGACAAAGCAAAAAUAGUUUUUUUUGAAAAUAUUACUUAUAAAAAAAUGAACUGAAAUAUCACAUUUACAUAAGUUCUCAGACCCUUUACUCAGUACUUUGUUGAAGCACCUUUGGCAGCGAUUACAGCAUCGAGUCUUCUUGGGUAUGACGCUACAAGCUUAGCACACCUGUCUUUGGGGAGUUUCUUCCAUUCCUCUCUGUAGAUCCUCUGAAGCUCUGUCAGGUUGGAUGGGGAGCGUUGCUGCACAGCUAUUUUCAGGUCUCUCCAGAGCUGUUCGAUUGGGUUCAAGUCCAGGCUCUGGCUGGGCCACUCAAGGACAUUCAGAGCCUUGUCCCGAAGCCACUCCUGCGUUGCUUUGCUUUGUGCUUAGAGUGUUGUCCUGUUGGAAGGUGAACCUUCGCCCCAGUCUGAGGUCCUGAGCUCUCUAGAGCAGGUUUUCAUCAAGGAUCUCUCUGUACUUUGCUCCGUUCAUCUUUGCCGCUGAAAUACAUCCCCACAGCAUGAUGCUGCCACCACCAUGCUUCACCAUAGGGAUGGUGCCAGGUUUCCUCCAGACGUGACGCUUGGCAUUGAGGGCAAAGAGUUCAAUCUUGGUUUCAUCAGACCAGAUAAUCUUGUUUCUCAUGGUCUGCGAGUCUUUAGGUGCCUUUUGGCAAACUCCAAACGGGCUGUCAUGUGCUUUUUACUGAAGAGUGGCUUCUGUCUGGCCACUCUACCAUAAAGUCCUGAUUGGUGGAGUGCUGCAGAGAUCGUUGUCCUUCUGGAAGGUUCUCCCAUCUCCACAGAGGAACUCUAGAGAUCUGUCAAAGUGACCAUCGGGUUCUUGGUCACCUCCCUGACCAAGUCCCCUCUCCCCCAGUUGCUCAGUUUGGCCGGGUGGCCAGCUCUAGGAAGAGUCUUGGUGGUUCCACUGUGUUCUUGGGGACCUUCAAUGAUGCAGAAUUUUUUGGGUACCCUUCCCCAGAUCUGUGCCUCGACACAAUCCUGUCUCAGAGCUCUACGGACAAUUCCUUCGACUCCAUGGCCUGGUUUUUGUUCUGACAUGCACUGCCAACUUUGGGACCUUUAUAUAGACAGGUGUGUUUCUUUCCAAAUAAUGUCCAAUGAAUUGAAUUUACCACAGCUGGACUCCAAUCAAGUUGUAGAAACAUCUCAAGGAUGAUCAAUGGAAACAGGAUGCACCUGAGCUCAAUCUCGAGUCUCAUAGCAAAGGGUCUGAAUACUUAUGUAAAUAAGGUAUUUCAGUUUAUUUUUAUUUUUAAAACAUUUGCAAAAAUGCUGAAAAAACAGUUUUUGCUUUGUCAUUAUGGGGUAUUGUGUGUAGAUUGCUGAGGAUUUUUAUUUAUUUAAUCAAUCAUAGAAAAGGGCUGUAACGUAACAAAUUGUGGAAAAAGUCAAGGGGUCUGAAUACUUUCCGAAGGCACUGUAUAUAUAUUGCUCAGAGAACUUUGGGGGCUAAGUAAAUAAAUAAAUGAUGAAGUACCUGGCUCUCUUUAUUGUGAGUCAUCUUAAUGCACUUCCGUCAACUCCUUAACUGUCAACUCCGUAACCGUCAAGUCCGUAACUGCCAUAGCCUUCUCUCGUUGCAAUAGCUAUGACGGGGUGCCCUUCCUAAUGCACGACCACACCCUGAGGAGGACCACCAACGUGCAAGAGGUGUUCCCCAACCGGACGGAUGCCCCUGCGGCGAUGUUCACCUGGGGGGAGCUGGAGACCCUCAACGCCGGGGCCUGGUUCCUCCAUGUGAGUCACCAACCGCCACCGCACUAUAGUGCCUCAGGAAGAGUUGGGGGGGGGGGGGGGGGCUAAAGGGACACGUAAAAUAAGCCAAGUCUUGAACUGCUUUUUUAAUAAAGAUCAUGAUCAUUUAGCUUCAUGGACAUGGUAUGAUGGGAAACCAGGGCAUGUUUGUGUCCAAUGGCAGUAGCUAGGACAACAUAAUAAGAUGAUGGUUGGGGUAGUUAUUGUAUCGAUGGGGGGUGGGAGGUUAUCAAUUGCACAACCACCUGCUUUAUUGAAUACAAUGUGAUAUUACAUUGUCAAUAUGAUUUGUCAUUAUGCCAAAGCAUUCCGUAUACUGACUGUCUCUCUGCCCCUGGUGGUUCUGCAGCGUGACCCCUUUGGCACGGCUUGGUCUCUGGGCAACAAGGACCGGGCGCAGGCGCAGAACCAGUCCAUUUGCACCUUCAGGGAGUUUCUGGAGCUGGCUUCCCAGAGGGGCAAACAGGUGAUCUUUGACCUCUACCGGCCCCCUCAGGGACACCCCUACAGGGACACCUGGAUCACACGCACCCUGGAGGUCAUCCAGAACGAGUCUUCCAUCCACUCACACCAGGUGAGGGCGCUGUGGGGGGGAUGUUAUAACGUUUUACAUUUUAGUUAUUUAGCAGACGCUCUUAUCCAGAGCGAUUUAGAGGAGCAAUUAGGGUUAAGUGUCUUGCUCAAGGGCACAUCAACAGAUUUUUCACCUAGUUAGCUCUGGGAUUUGAACCAGCAACCUUUUGGUUACUGGCCCAAUGCUAUUAAGCUCUUAACUGCUAGGUUACCUGCAGCCCUGAUGUGGGUCCUCACUGACGUGGUGUCCUUCAUCUUCAUCCUCAUAAAUAGGAGUAGGGUGAAGCUGCCCCUAGACACUGAUCUUGGGUCAGUUUUGCAUUUUCUCUACUAAUGGUUAAGGUUAGGCUUGGGGGAGGGGAAGCUGAUCCUAGAUCUGCACCUAGGGGAAACGUCCCCCCCGGAGCUUGUACAGAUUAUCCAUAGAGUUAAAACAAAAACGGUAUAUACAGUGUGGAGAACAAGUAUUUGAUACUCUGCUGAUUUUGCAGGUUUUCCUACUUACAAAGCAUGUAGAGGUCUGUAAUUUUUAUCAUAGGUACAAUUCAACUGUGAGAGAUGGAAUCUAAAAUCCAGAAAAUCACAUUGUAUGAUUUUUAAGUAAUUAAUUUGCAUUUUAUUGCAUGACAUAAGUAUUUGAUCACCUACCAACAAGUAAGAAUUCCGGCUCUCGCAGACCUGUUAGUUUUUCUUUAAGAAGCCCUCCUGUUCUCCACUCAUUACCUGUAUUAACUGCACCUGUUUGAGCUCGUUAUCUGUAUAAAAGACACCUGUCCACACACUCAAUCAAACAGACUCCAACCUCUCCACAAUGGCCAAGACCAGAGAGCUGUGUAAGGACAUCAGGGAUAAAAUUGUAGACCUGCACAAGGCUGGGAUGGGCUACAGGACAAUAGGCAAGCAGCUUGGUGAGAAGGCAACAACUGUUGGCGCAAAUAUUAGAAAAUGGAAGAAGUUCAAGAUGACGGUCAACCACCCUCGGUCUGGGGCUCCAUGCAAGAUCUCACCUCGUGGGGCAUCAAUGAUCAUGACGAAGGUGAGGGAUCAGCCCAGAACUACACGGCAGGACCUGGUCAAUGACCUGAAGAGAGCUGGGACCACAGUCUCAAAGAAAACCAUUAGUAACACACUACACCGUCAUGGAUUAAAAUCCUGCAGCGCACGCAAGGUCCCCCUGCUCAAGCCAGCGCAUGUCCAGGCCCGUCUGAAGUUUGCCAAUGACCAUCCGGAUGAUCCAGAGGAGGAAUGGGAGAAGGUCAUGUGGUCUGAUGAGACAAAAAUAGAGCUUUUUGGUCUAAACUCCACUCGCCGUGUUUGGAGGAAGAAGAAGGAUGAGUACAACCCCAAGAACACCAUCCCAACCGUGAAGCAUGGAGGUGGAAACAUCAUUCUUUGGGGAUGCUUUUCUGCAAAGGGGACAGGACGACUGCACCGUAUUGAGGGGAGGAUGGAUGGGACCAUGUAUCGCGAGAUCUUGGCCAACAACCUCCUUCCCUCAGUAAGAGCAUUGAAGAUGGGUGGUGGCUGGGUCUUCCAGCAUGACAACGACCCGAAACACACAGCCAGGGCAACUAAGGAGUGGCUCCGUAAGAAGCAUCUCAAGGUCCUGGAGUGGCCUAGCCAGUCUCCAGACCUGAACCCAAUAGAAAAUCUUUGGAGGGAGCUGAAAGUCCGUAUUGCCCAGCGACAGCCCCGAAACCUGAAGGAUCUGGAGAAGGCCUGUAUGGAGGAGUGGGCCAAAAUCCAUGCUGCAGUGUGUGCAAACCUGGUCAAGACCUAUAGGAAACGUAUGAUCUCUGUAAUUGCAAACAAAGGUUUCUGUACCAAAUAUUAAGUUCUGCUUUUCUGAUGUAUCAAAUACUUAUGUCAUGCAAUAAAAUGCAAAUUAAUUACUUAAAAAUCAUACAAUGUGAUUUUUGUUUUAGAUUCUGUCUCUCACAGUUGAAGUGUACCUAUGAUAAAAAAUUACAGACCUCUACAUGCUUUGUAAGUAGGAAAAUCUGCAAAAUUGGCAGUGCAUCAAAUACUUGUUCUCCCCACUGUAUCUCUAUGGGAUUAUCUAUCCUAUAUGUCAUAGGUUCAGUUUUUAUUUUUUGGACUUGGGAAUGAAGCUGUUUAUGGGAUAUUGUGAUUGCAUUGGUAAUACUGUACAUACAAAAGGUUGUAAUGCUGAGGUUAGUGUUUAGGGUUAAUGGGUGUAUUGUGUGUGUGUGUCAGGUGUUGUGGCUGCCCCCAGACCUGCGUAGCCUGGUCCAGCAGAUGGACCCUGACCUCCAGCAUACCUUGGGGUCCCGGGCUCCAGUUGAGGAGCUGCAGCAGAAUCACAUCGUCCAACUCAACCUGCACUAUAGCUCCAUGUCCACAGAGAUGAUAAGGUGUGUGGUUGUGUGUAAGUGUGUGUCUUUGCAUUAAAUGUGUGUGUGUAUUUGCGUGUUAACUGGCUGUAGGUGUGUCAAUUGGCUGUGUGUGUGUUCAUUAACUGGUUGUCUGUGUCUGUCUGUCUGAGUUUUAUUCCUCCCUCAGUGAGUAUGCGGCGGCCAACAUCAGCAUCAAUCUGUAUGUUAUCAGCCAGUCGUGGCUCUACUCUCUUGCCUGGUGCUCUGCGGCUCAGUCUGUCACCACCAAUGCUCUACAGCUCCUCAACAAUCUCAGCAGACCCCUCUUCCUUAUGGUGAGAAUAACCUCACCAGACCCCUCUUCCUUAUGGUGAGAUCAACCUCACCAGACCCCUCUUCCUUAUGGUGAGAACAACCUCACCAGACCCCUCUUCCUUAUGGUGAGAACAACCUCACCAGACCCCUCUUCCUUAUGGUGAGAACAACAACCUAGGACCAAUACUACUUCAUCCCAAUAAUCUUUCCUUCCUCUGGAAGUGUGCACUAGUUCACUACUCUCCACAAAUGUAAAAGCAUUGGCUUGAUGUUUGCAUGAGCUACAGGGAGUUUCCACAAUACUGGCAUUUCUUUUUCCAGUCAUUUUCUUUUAAAUCCAUGAAGGGAAGUGAACAAGUGCACACUUUGGGAGAAAUAACCGAUUAUUGCGACGCCGAAAUUGAUUGGAUUGGUGAAAGUAAUACUCCUAGACACAAUGGUUGUCUGUCUUUCUCUAUCAGACUCCAGAUGAGUACAAUCUGAUGUGGGUCCUUACCGAUGUGGUGUCCUUCACCCUCAUCUUCAUCAUCUUCAUCUUCCACUGGUGAGUGAGCCCACUAGAAUGCAGUGCGAGGGUCGUCGUAAGGUGCAUUUUGAUAUGUCUACGUAAAAAACUUUGAUUAUGUGAGUCAAAUUGAAGCUUCGGAUGAACGUCGGUCUGUUUUGUAUUUAAUGGUGAUGUCACUUCCUGUGGUGUCACUUCCUGUAGCGAUGACUGUUACUGUGUCGAUGACAGGUGGCGAGAACAAAGCCUGGCUUUCUGUUUGGGCAGCAAACCCACACUAGAACAUGGAACCUACAGCAAGUUCAGGACAGGUGAGUUAGAAGUUGUCUGUAGGAGUUACCCUGUUUCUUCCCCAUGGCCAGCUUUGAUAACAUGAUACAUGCACGCACACCCACACCCUAUAUAGGCUUAAAACAGAGAUUGGUUUAAAUGAAAAAGAGAAUGUAUUACAUUUGAUGAGUCAUUAUGACAUAUAUACAGUAGGGAAAAAAAGUAUUUAGUCAGCCACCAAUUGUGCAAGUUCUCCAACUUAAAAAGAUGAGAGAGGCCUGUAAUUUUUAUCAUAGGUACACGUCAACUAUGACAGACAAAAUGAGAAAAGAAAUCCAGAAAAUCACAUUGUAGGAUUUUAAUGAAUUUAUUUGCAAAUUAUGGUGGAAAAUAAGUAUUUGGUCAAUAACAAAAGUUUCUCAAUACUUUGUUAUAUACCCUUUGUUGGCAAUGACACAGGUCAAACGUUUUCUGUAAGUCUUCACAAGGUUUUCACACACUGUUGCUGGUAUUUUGGCCCAUUCCUCCAUGCAGAUCUCCUCUAGAGCAGUGAUGUUUUGGGGCUGUCGCUGGGCAACACGGACUUUCAACUCCCUCCAAAGAUUUUCUAUGGGGUUGAGAUCUGGAGACUGGCUAGGCCACUCCAGGACCUUGAAAUGCUUCUUACGAAGCCACUCCUUCGUUGCCCGGGCGGUGUGUUUGGGAUCAUUGUCAUGCUGAAAGACCCAGCCACGUUUAAUCUUUAAUGCCCUUGCUGAUGGAAGGAGGUUUUCACUCAAAAUCUCACGAUACAUGGCCCCAUUCAUUCUUUCCUUUACACGGAUCAGUCUUCCUGGUCCCUUUGCAGAAAAACAGCCCCAAAGCAUGAUGUUUCCACCCCCAUGCUUCACAGUAGGUAUGGUGUUCUUUGGAUGCAACUCAGCAUUCUUUGUCCUCCAAACACGACGAGUUGAGUUUUUACCAAAAAGUUAUAUUUUGGUUUCAUCUGACCACAUUCUCCCAAUCCUCUUCUGGAUCAUCCAAAUGCACUCUAGCAAACUUCAGACGGGCCUGGACAUGUACUGGCUUAAGCAGGGGGACAUGUCUUGCACUGCAGGAUUUGAGUCCCUGGCGGCGUAGUGUGUUACUGAUGGUAGGCUUUGUUACUUUGGUCCCAGCUCUCUGCAGGUCAUUCACUAGGUCCCCCCGUGUGGUUCUGGGAUUUUUGCUCACCGUUCUUGUGAUCAUUUUGACCCCACGGGGUGAGAUCUUGCGUGGAGCCCCAGAUCGAGGGAGAUUAUCAGUGGUCUUGUAUGUCUUCCAUUUCCUAAUAAUUGCUCCCACAGUUGAUUUCUUCAAACCAAGCUGCUUACCUAUUGCAGAUUCAGUCUUCCCAGCCUGGUGCAGGUCUACAAUUGUGUUUCUGGUGUCCUUUGACAGCUCUUUGGUCUUGGCCAUAGUGGAGUUUGGAGUGUGACUGUUUGAGGUUGUGGACAGGUGUCUUUUAUAUUGAUAACAAGUUCAAACAGGUGCCAUUAAUACAGGUAACGAGUGGAGGACAGAGGAGCCUCUUAAAGAAGAAGUUACAGGUCUGUGAGAGCCAGAAAUCUUGCUUGUUUGUAGGUGACCAAAUACUUAUUUUCCACCAUAAUUUGCAAAUAAAUUCAUUAAAAAUCCUACAAUGUGAUUUUAGGAUUUUUUUUUCCUCAAUUUGUCUGUCAUAGUUGACGUGUACCUAUGAUGAAAAUUACAGGCCUCUCUCAUCUUUUUAAGUGGGAGAACUUGCACAAUUGGUGGCUGACUGAAUACUUUUUUUCCCCACUGUAUAUAUUAAUGAUAAUUACCUUUGUCAACCACUAACCCCUGACCGAUAACCUCUGACCUCACCCCCCUGACAGAGAUGAGUGAUGUGUGGUCCGUCUCCAGUGCCAACAUCCUGGGAGAGCCCGCUCAAAGCCCGCUGGCCACUGAGUCCAACUUGGCAACCGUCUCAGAGCACUGAUAACCAAUUAACCAACCAACCUCCCCUGUUAGGCUCAGUUGAAACAAACCACUCCUCACUCUCCCCCUCAACCUGGCAACUUCCCGGACCCCAAACUGGCAACUCACCAGGAUCGACCCAACCUGGAAAUCCGGGACCCUACUGGAACCGUGAGUCCAACCUGGCAACCCAGAGACCAACCUGGCAACCCCCUGUAGAUUUUGGUGAGAGAAUGAGACACAAAGAGAAUGCGAAAUAGUUCAAUGAUAUGAGUGAGGCCUAUCUGAGCUGUAAGUGGUGCUGAUGUGUUUCUUGCAGAAGGUAUUUCAUUGGAUAGAAAUUAAUCCGUAAAUCAAAUGUGACUGAAGAACAGCCCAGACAACCUCAAGGACCAUAACCAACUCAUCGUUCAUACUACAGACACCAUCUGGUGGUGAGAAGAAAUUACUACACUAUUGAACCAGGUCCAUUGAGAUUGAUUACUUACUCACUGCAUUAAUAGAAGAAGAAAAGUGACCAUCUGCUGUAGAUAUUCUCAACUUGUAUUACCCUCCAUUGUCCAUAGGUUCCAUUCCAUUUCAGAAGUUCAGUGUUGAGUUACGUGAACCACAAAUGCUUGACCAUUUUGUUAGUGUGUGAGAGUAUGGUGGAUAAGAUGUGUGAAUAUGACCAGACCGGGGUUCAAUUAGUAUGUGUUUGUUUUCUUUUGAAAUACUUUAGCUGUGCUUGAUUGCCCUUUCCUGGCAUAAGGGAACCAAUGAAGUAGUCCCAAAAGUGCACUCCGCCCAUCUGGGAUCUGGCACUCCAAUCAAACAGUCUCAAGCCUCAUUUACAGUGAGGGAAAAAAGUAUUU